UUGCAAGUAUUCAGCUUAGGCACAGAUCUCUACUGGACAGGACAGAGAACGGAGGGCAACGGGAGAGAGAGAGAGAGAGAGAGCGAGAGAGGGAGAGGAAAAUAGAGAAAGGAAAGUUUUAUACAGGUAGAUGUAGAGGAAAAAGAGACAUCUAGUUCAUCAAAUGCUAUUAGAGUUUUCUAUUGUAUUAAAAGCCACCUAAAGAAGGGAAAAAAGUUUUUAAAAAAAUAAAAGUGAACUGUAAAAGGUAUGGGUUGCCCGGUCCAAUGUGUUGUUCUAUUGUCUUCACUACUGUGCCUCUCCAGGGUGUGGACUCAGGACUUGAGAGAACAAGAUGCACUCUGCAACGAGGAAGGGUGCUAUGUGCUUUACUUCCAGCGCAAGAUCUUCCUUGAAGCCUGGCGGAGCUGCAAAGAACAGGGAGGCAACCUGGCCACCAUCAGGCAGCCGAAAGAAGCAGAAAUGGUGGAGGAGCUUUUCUCCAAUGUUGAACUGAGGUCACACCAUAGAGGCAAAGCACAAAUUUGGAUUGGCCUUCAGAGGCAACCUCGACAAUGUGCCCCUACCCGGCCACUGCGUGGCUUCUCAUGGAUCACUGGAGAUCAGGACACUCAGUACACUAACUGGCUGCAAGAGGACUCAUCAAAGACCUGCUCAUCCCCACGUUGUGUGGUAAUGGCUUACAGCACCGCAGCCCAUGAGCAAGGGGAUAAUCUGAAAUGGAAGGAUGGACCAUGUUCGAUUUCAGUGGAUGGCUACCUGUGCAGGUACACCUUCCGAGGCAUGUGUGCUGCUAUUACUAGUGAAGGAGGUGGAAAUACACUGUAUAGUACCCCUUUUAACCUGCUGAGUACCCUCUUAAACCAUGUCCCAUUUGGAACAGUAGCAACUGUACCAUGUCCCAUUAAGGAUGAUCAGUCAGUACUGUGCACACAAAAAGACGACCAAACUAUAGGUUGGAACAGGGAUCCUCCCUAUUGCUCUGAUGCACCUAAGGCGAGCUGGUGUGAUAAGGACAACGGAGGUUGCCAUCACUUCUGCAUUGAGAAUGAGGGACACUACUCCUGUGAUUGUAAUGAGGGCUUUCUCUUGGCUAGGGAUGGGGUAAGCUGCUUUCCAUCUGACCCUUGCAAUGAGGCUCCCUGUAAGUUUGAGUGCCUGCCAGUGAUGGACGGCUACCGCUGUGCUUGUCCUGAUGGCUACAUGCUGGCGCCUGAUGAACAGGACUGUAUAGAUAUCGAUGAAUGCCUACAGAGCCCCUGUGAGCAAAUCUGUGUAAAUGCACCAGGAAGCUUUGACUGUCACUGCCGAGAUGGCUUCCAACCAGAUGAGGAGGGUGCAUGUGAAGAUGUAGAUGAGUGUGCAGACAACCCUUGUGAACAUGCAUGUGAAAACACAUUGGGCUCCCAUAUUUGCCACUGCCAUCUUGGUUUUGCACCACUUCAAGAGGAUCAGAGUCACUGUCAUGAUAUCGAUGAGUGCCUAAUCGAAGGAACUUGCGAACAAAUGUGCAUCAAUUAUGAAGGAGGAUUUGAGUGCUACUGUGAGGAAGGUUAUAAUCUUCAACCUGACCAAUUUUCCUGCAAACCCACAGGGGGGAUCCUAGAGACUACCACAGCGAGUGUUUCUGAACUAUUAAUUACUCGCAACCCUAUGUGGAAAUUGCAGGAUCCUGUAUACCCAUGGGACUCUGCACCUGAGUCUGAUUGGAGAGAAUCUCUGUACUGGCAGACAGUUCCAACAGACCUUUGGCUCGUUAGUACAACUGAGGAACCUGAAAUGACAACACCAACUGAAAGCUCCCCUGAGAUCAUUCAUGUUGUUAGGGGUGACUUUCAUCCAGAAGACCCAGUGGCCAGUCCCUUUUUUCCUCCCACCACGACGCCCACACUGGACUAUUAUGAGGAUGAGAGCACCAUGGUUCCCACAGGCCCCGCCUCCUCCAUAGCUGUAGAUGGAGCUUGGAAUUGGCUCUGGUUCAGCUCAACCCAAACACAGCCUGAGACAGAGGAAACAACAGAGAAAAAUUUCAACUUUCAUGGAGAAUAUGACUCUUCUGAGCAAGGCCAUAAAGAUAGUGAAAACUUUAAUGAUGAAUCAACCACCAUUUGGCCUGAUCAGCAAACAUCAACCCUGUUCCCGAUGCAGUCACAAGGAACAGCGGAGGGCAGCUAUAAUGAUGACCACAAUAAGGACCAGAGCCAAGAAAACAGCUGGUUACUAGUUGGAUUGCUAGUGCCACUUUGCAUCUUCAUUGUGGUGAUGGUGGUACUGGGCAUUAUAUACUGUACCCGCUAUACAGUUAAGCCACAGAACAAGAACACAAGUGAUUGUUACCACUGGAUUGCUGGUGCUGGUGAUAAAGCGGCUGCUGAAAUCUCUGGUAGCGGAACUAAAUCCCAUGUUUAAGCAAGUGGGACUAUACAGUGUGAAAAUAUAAAUAACAGUUGUUUUGCAACUUCACAAAUAGUUCCAGGAGAAAUUGGAUGGAUUGUGGGUAGCACCCCAACGUUCCCAAGUGACAGUUUUUCAUCCAUACAUUUUUGUGGAUGUUUAUCUAGACUAUCUGCUAAGCGGAAAAGGGAGGUGGGGGCAAAGAGGAAUGACUCUAAAACCACUAAGCCUCAUUCUCUGCUGUCCUCCAAGAGGCAAUAAAAUUGUUCUACUGUUGCUCACACUGAUCUCUUAGUUUACGAAAUAGUUGCUCAACAGUCACAUUGUGGCAAAUAAGAGAGCAUAAUACUUUAGCUUUGUUUAGUAAAUCAGGUCAUAUUUAUUUUAAUUUGAAGAAACAUUCCAUCUGGAUAGCUGAGUUUGUGCCAUAGAGCAGAGUCACAUCUUAAGAGAUUUGCCAUGUAAGAUGCCAUCAUUUUUACAAUAUAAAGAUUUUCAGUCUGGUGCAGACCAAGAAAAAUGCUUUUUAACCUACUGUAAUCAUAUGUGUAAAACAUUGAUGCCACCAAUUUGUGCCUAAAACAACCUUGUAAAUGAUGACUCAAAAUGCAUUGACACAAAAACCAUUGUCUGUUUAAUGACACUGAUAUGAAUGCUCAAGACGAUCUUUUAGAGGUUAACAUGCAUAAGAAGUUCUGUUUACUCAGUACAGACAAUCUAGUUUAUGGUUUUUCAUUUAUCAGUUUUUACCAUUAUGUUUUGGUAUACUUGUGGCUAAGGGAAAGUAAGGUGCAGUUAAACAUGUAAUUGAAGACUUUUGUUUAAAACCCCAAAGACCCUUUUUCUCCGAAUUUACUUGUUGAAGUAAAGUCAAAGUUCCACCUUUAACUACUUCUUGAUUCUUUUUUCUUUUAAUUGUUCAUUAAAGUGUUCAAAAAGG
Myxocyprinus asiaticus (Chinese sucker) is the source of this 3334-nucleotide messenger RNA. RefSeq names its product CD248 molecule, endosialin a (gene cd248a). Lineage: Eukaryota; Metazoa; Chordata; Actinopteri; Cypriniformes; Catostomidae. Gene Ontology annotation, molecular function: calcium ion binding; extracellular matrix binding; extracellular matrix protein binding. Gene Ontology annotation, cellular component: extracellular matrix; external side of plasma membrane. The transcript has a single exon. Bases 250 to 2409 code for a protein of 719 amino acids. The record is from RefSeq and is a predicted model, not a curated record. Gene Ontology annotation, biological process: cell migration.